CGAUGCCCAGCGUUGUAGAAGCAAGCCAAUGCAAAGCAAUCCAUUUGAGCUUCACAAAACUCGUACUCCAACGUGUUCUCCUCUCUCAAGUGUGUGUCCGUCUGCUAGUAACCCACAGCACCGUUUCUCGCGGGAGGCAUUUCAUAUACACGCCAUUAACACGUACAGUACAGACAUCCUUCAACGACAAUCAUGUCCGGCGCUCAAGAGCAAGGGCUGAAGCUGCUGGUGCCGCUGAGCGGCGUGAGCAUAUACGCCAUCCGCGUCCAGAUGGCGCUUGCCAUGAAGGGUCUGCCCUACGACUACCUCCCCGAGGACCCCGGGUGCAAGAGCGACCUACUCCUCGCGUCCAACCCCGUGCACAAGACGCUGCCCGUCCUCAUCCACGGCGGCAGGCCCAUCUGCGAGUCGCUGAUCAUCGUGGAGUACCUUGACGACGCAUUCCCCGGCAACGGCGCCUCCAUCCUCCCCACCGACCCCUACCGCCGCGCCGUUGCCCGCUUCUGGGCCGACUAUAUCGAUAACAUGAUGUUCCCUUCGUGCAUCGGCAUUCUCAAUACGGCGAAGCAGCAGGAAAGAGCUGACAAGGUGGAGGAGACCUUGACAGCGUUCGGGCUCCUAGAGGCCGCCUUGGCGGAGUGUUCCAAAGAAGGCGAGGCGGAGGCGCCGUUCUUCGGUGGUGGCUCCAUCGGGUUCCUGGACAUCGCGCUCGGGUGCUAUAUUCCCUGGUUCGAAGCAAUAGGCCGCCUUGCUGGCAUGCCGCCGUUCCUAGACGCAGCGAGGACACCAAAGCUUGCCGCCUGGACGGGGCGGUUCAGGGCCGCCAAGCCGGUCAUUGCCCUGCUGACUGUGGUGGACAAGGUGGAGGAGUACAUCACAUCGGUGCUUUAUCCAAAGUGGAAUGCUUCGCUCACCAUGCCGUCAACUAACUAGAGGUCGCGUCGUCAUGGUUUCGCCCGUCGUUCCACUGCCGCUGCUGUGCUCGCCUUGUGAUCAAUUCGGUCGUUAGUGUCUCGUCGUCAAGUCACCCUGUUUUCACGACGGUGUGCAUGCGUGCACUGUGUUCGAUCCGAGUUGCUGUUUCUUGAAUAAAUCAAGGCCACUGCUAGCCGUAAACCGGCUGAUGUUAGGGAUUUUUAAA
Messenger RNA from Triticum urartu, 1141 nucleotides. Its product is annotated as putative glutathione S-transferase GSTU6. Gene Ontology annotation, cellular component: cytoplasm. The record is from RefSeq and is a predicted model, not a curated record. Lineage: Eukaryota; Viridiplantae; Streptophyta; Magnoliopsida; Poales; Poaceae. Gene Ontology annotation, molecular function: glutathione transferase activity. Gene Ontology annotation, biological process: glutathione metabolic process.